Messenger RNA from Hypanus sabinus (Atlantic stingray), 2478 nucleotides. RefSeq lists its product as uncharacterized. The coding region runs from base 596 to 1669 and encodes 357 amino acids. The transcript has 7 exons. The record is from RefSeq and is a predicted model, not a curated record. Lineage: Eukaryota; Metazoa; Chordata; Chondrichthyes; Myliobatiformes; Dasyatidae.
AGUAGACUGAGGCUGGCAGGUCGGUCAGCUCAAGUGGUCUUCCAAUAUCCCACAAUUCACCGGAAGCCGGCCGGCCAGCUCUGUGCAAUGAGAUUCGGUUCAACCAUUUACCGCGCUGCCAAGGCGUCACUCCGAGUGUAGAUGUGAUCCUGUCAUAAACAGUGAUGGCCAGUGAAACUAUGUAGGAGAGAGGAACCCCAUGAGCAAUUUCAUCCUCAAAAUGCAAAAUAGGCAAGGCUGGCGUAUUUACAGCUAUCUCUAUCAACAAGUGGACAAUACAUCUCACCCCCAAACUGAGAGAAUUUGAUUCACUCCAUGUGAUAUCAAGAAAUGACUCAAGGGACUGAAUACAGCAAGGUCUGUUGACUAUCCAUGUUGCAGUGGUUUAACAAACAGUUCCAUUACUACCAGUACUCCAGAGAGUCAGGUCCAUGAGUUCCUUCCAGCUCGUUUGAAAUUUUGCAUCCCUCAAUCCUUGCUGAAAUCAGGAUUUUGAUGAAGGAGUUUUCAGUGGCCAAAGGAUUAAUGAUUACAUAGAAUUAUGCACAUAUGAUAAGAUAAUAGAUUUCUCUAGUCACCUGUACUAAACACACAGAUGGAAUUACUGCCAGCAGAUCAAGACACAGAAAGUGAGGAAUCUGUUCCAAACCAGAGGAUUAACAAGGUUCCCACAGCUUUGAGAUGCAGAAGAUCAAAGCUGAUUGUGCACUUAGAUUUAAAUAACACAGUGCAAUUGUUUGACACUAUUACCAGACAAGGACCCAAAAGUGCUCUCAGUUACUUUUUAACCACUGUUACCUGGGGGAGGAUCAACCAGGAAGGAAAGUGGGAAUGGAUAAGCCAAGUACCUUCUUUGAAUCCACCUUGUGAUGGGGCUGUGAGCUAUUAUUCACAGUUUGGGAAACUGCUGGAUUUCACAGAGACUGAAGAUGGCUGCCUCUUUAGAAAGAUUUUCUCUGAUCACCUACAGCAAAUGGAAUGGACAGGUCCCCACGAUGAUAACCUGUCUGCGACUGGUGAAGAUGGAAGAGAGUACCAUAGGAUCCUUCCAUCUUUCUUUGAGCUAAUUGAUUGUCUGUUAUCACAAAAUAGAGAGUUUGCAAUUGUAUUUCGAACCUUUGGCUCAGAUUUGUGUCAAGCUUUGAAAACAAUGCAGGUCACCCUGUUAGGUCAACAUCCUCAGUAUAAACAUCUCCAGAUGAAACAUAUUCCGUUAACACUAGCACCAGGCAAAAUCCGUUGCAAUAAAAAGGAUGUUGUGUUGACCUUAGGAUCUGAACGAAUUUCCACAAAAUCAAGUUCCAAAGCUCUAUAUGACUAUUUCUCUUCCUUGGAGGGAAUUGUAGGUUUUCAGGAUCAUUUUGACUGGUGGGCUAGGAAUGACUUCUCAAGCCAAGGUGGAAAACCAUUUUGGAUUGAUCCUUCUGAACGAGGAAUACAGCAUAUCUUCAUAGAUGACAAUAUCCGCUUGAAUGAUGCUGACACCAUUGUUCAUCCCCAGGUGUUUGUGGAGGAUGGAAGUGGAACCCGAACAAUCCCAACUGCAAAGCUGUAUGACAUUUGCUUGGUUCAGACAGAUCUUCUCAAAGCAAUCCAUGACCGGCAUUAUUUCAUAAAGUGUGUGCAACAGUGUGAAGAGAAUUACAGCAAUUACACCGCUCUCUCAUAAAUGAGGCUAUCCUAUUGCAAUGGUAACCUUAGCUGACAAAUUCAGGGCAUAUGUUUAAAAAAGAGACUGGAUAAUAUUCAAUAUAUUAAAGAUUAAAGUGAAUAUUGAAAUGAAAUUAAGGUUAAAGUCAUAAUUGAAAUGAUAAAUCACUCUUAAAAGACCUGACAUUUAUGGUUACUGUAAAAAUGUUUAAAGUUAUUAUCGCAAACUUAAGCUAUGAUAGAACUCUAUGAUACUGGUUUCCAUAAAUGUUCAUUAAAUAUUUUAAUAAAAUUGUAUUUAUUGGGAAAUACACUGUAUGGAAAUGUUACAUUUUAAUAUUUUAGUGGAAGAGUGAUAAAUAAUGUUUAUUAAUAUUUAACCUCGAGCUGAACAAAUAGCCUCUUAUGAGAUUGCAGAAAAAAUGUAAAUUGCAGUUGCAUCUAUUUCCAACCUGGGAAUAAACAAAACUUUAGUGAGUUUUAGAGUAUCUGCUGUAGCAGUAUUUUAACAUAUAUCUUAGCUACCUGUUUUAAAAAUAACCUGAUUAUACAACAAAAUCUACUAUAUUUCUGAAUAAUCAGUGAUUUGUGCAUGUCAAGAAGGUGAAAAUGAGUGGUCCAUAAGCCUUGUGCUGCUAAAUAAAUAGCAACUCCAUUUUUGCUUUGUAAGAACUGAGAAUGUCGCUCAUCUUCAUUGAAGUUUAACUACUUCGUAAAGCAGCAGUUUAGCUAUGGGUAGAUAUUUGGUUGAUUAUUUCAUGUAACUGAUUAAAUCUGGGUAAAUUUGUGAAUCUUUGGCAUGUCUGUUAUAAUAAAAGUUCAACUCUC